This is a messenger RNA of Carassius gibelio (silver crucian carp), 6180 nucleotides long. RefSeq names its product AF4/FMR2 family, member 4 (gene aff4). The coding region runs from base 589 to 3870 and encodes 1093 amino acids. Lineage: Eukaryota; Metazoa; Chordata; Actinopteri; Cypriniformes; Cyprinidae. The record is from RefSeq and is a predicted model, not a curated record. The transcript has 21 exons. Gene Ontology annotation, biological process: regulation of gene expression. Gene Ontology annotation, cellular component: super elongation complex; nucleus.
UGUUUACUGAGAGACAGCAGCUGAUUGGCUGCUGUGGCUUUUAAUGUCACAGAGGGGAGUGGCUGAGUGGCAUAAAAUAACAUGUCCUUAUAUGGGCGCUUGUGGACUGCACCAUUCUCCACAGGACUCGAGGGGUGUUUGCUCUCAGCGAAAAGAUUUAUGUAGGCAGCUUACUACCUCAUGUGGAUGUAAUGCUGAUAAAAUGUUGAAGGAUGAGUUUGUUGUUAGUGUAAACUGUGAACCCAAGCUUUUUGAAGGGGUAUGUUAUCUGCUUGUUACAUUGUGAUGGUCUAGUGGUUUCUAAGAUUUGGUAUGGAUCCUCCUGCUCUAGUGCUGAGCUGUAUGUUGUAGCAGUGUCUCCUCUGGUCAGCAGUGGUUUGUUCCUCAGACAGACUGUAUCCUCCCCUCUCUGAGUCAGGUUUAUCUCAACUCCCAGGAAAUACAGCAGCGACGACAGAAGUGUGAAAGCUGCCGAUCAAGAAACUGUUGACGCUAUUAAACGAGGGAGAAGAGAAGAGCUGAGAAGAACCAUCAAGUUGUCUGGAAUCUUCUCUUAAGUCCUCUUCCAAUGGUUGAUUGGUUGAGGCCAUGGCCUCUCAGUCAGGCAACAUGAACCGUGAAGACCGGAAUAUGCUCCGUAUGAAAGAAAGGGAAAGGAGAAAUCAAGAAAUCCAGCAGGGAGGAGAGGCCUUUCCAGCUAACUCUCCCCUCUUUCCUGAACCUUAUAAAUCCUGCAAGGAAGAUAAACUCUCAAGUCGCAUCCAGAGCAUGCUUGGAAAUUACGACGAAAUGAAGGAGACCAUCGGUGAACCCCCAAUGUCCAAGCUCAUUCCCAAAGCCUCCAGCUCCUCCUCGGACGAUAAAUCCAGCCAGAGUCAGAACAGUAAAUGGACUCCUGUUGGCGGCAACUCUUCCUCGUCCUGCCCGUCCUCCUCUACUUCCUCCUCCUCGCAGAAGCGCCCGUCCGUGCAGGGCAGCCGCAGCGGCGGUCAACGGCACGAGCGAGACUACAGCAGCAGCAAGAAGUCCAACAAGCACGGGUCAGAGCACAAAUCCAGCCCGGCCAAGAGCUCCGGCGGACACCCGCGCAGCCGCACCAAGUCACCCAGGGACAGAGAAGCCAACUGGGACUCGCCCUCAAGAGUUCACUCCUUCUCCAGUGGACAGCAUCCCAGCCAGAGCUUCCCGCCCUCACUCAUCAAACCAAGCUCCAUGGUCCAAAAACCCACCGCCUAUGUGCGGCCCAUGGACGGCCAGGAAACAGCCGAACCCAAGACCUCCUCGGAGUCGUACGGUGGCCAGUCGCACAGCAGUGCCGUGGGAGAAAUGAAGCCUAAUGGCAAGGCUUCCCUCACCAAGCUCAAGAUCCCGACCCAGCCAGUCGAUGGUCCAGUGGGAGAUGCCAGCUGUGUUGAUGAAAUUUUAAAGGAAAUGACUCAGGUCUGGCCUCCUCCACUAACAGCCAUUCACACGCCCUGCAAGACCGAACCAUCCAAAUUUCCCUUCUCCACCUCUAAGGAUGCCCAGCACCCGUCCUUUGGGGCACAAAAGAAACUCUCAGGGAAGAGCGCGUCCAGCAGUCACACGUCUAAACCGAGCGACAGCGACCAGAACACGCUGCAUGAAGAUCUGAAGCUCAGCAGCAGUGAAGACAGUGACGGAGAGCAAGAUCCUGCUAAAAACCCCUCCAGAAACACCUCAACAAGUAACAACAGUAAUAACAGCGAGGCUGCUGAUCGAGAAGACACCAGCAGUCACAGCGGUUCGGACAGCAGCUCUGGUUCAGACAGCGAGAGCGAGGACAGCUCUACAGACAGUGAGAAAGACGAGCCCCCUCGCCCUGCGUCACCCGAGUGCAAGUUUCCCUGUUUGACAUCACAGCGGGAACAGCCCACGGCUAACAAAUGGCAGCUGGACAACUGGUUCAAGAAAGCCAACAAGUUGUCCCCUGCUUCUCCGGUGGAGAACCGCAGCACAACGCCAACAAAGUAUAAGAAAGAGGGACGAGACGCCAGCUCCAGCAGGAUCUACAGUGGCUCGAGUUCAAAAGAUGUGACGCCGUCUGCCGGGCGAGACCUCCGGCCAAACCAGAAGGGGCAAGACAGGCGAAGUCAGAAAUCUCCGGCUCAGAGCGAGGGGGGAAGUCAGGGCGGGCGGCGAGCGGUGGUGGGCAAGAAGCAGCCUAAAAAGCCAGAGAAGCCACCCGUGGUGGAGGAGCCGAAGGGUGGGCUCAAAGUGGAGACCGAACCCUCGCCCGAGAUCCCGUCACACCUCAGAGUCCGUGCACCCAACAAGGGCCCCCGCAAACCCAACAUCAAGAAGGAGCCCAAAACUUCCUCUCCGCGACCGGCACCAGACAAACGCAAGAAAAAGUCCCGGGAGUUCAUCGAAUCUGACUUGUCAUCGUCGGACUCGGAGGGAAACGAAAGUGUUCCCUCGUCUUCGCAGACGCCGAGAGAGCAGUACGCCGAGAACCCGUCCGCCCUGUUCUCGCCCAUGCUUUCCCCACUGAGUGACCAAGAGGGGAGGCUGGUGUCCAGACUGCUGGUGCAGAUCGACCUCAAUCUGCUGUCCAGAGUGCCUGGUCGAGUCUACAAGGAAACGGAGGUGAAAGUGGAGAGGAGCUCCCCUCCCCAGGGCAAAGACUUCCAGAAACAGCCUGGAGAAAAGGCAGCCAGCAAGGGGAAGAGAAAGCACAAGAAUGAUGAAGAGGGUCUCAAACCAGACAGUAAGAAGUCCAAACUGGAUGAAAAGUCAUCACACAAACCCAGUAGUAAAGACUCAUCUAAGCGUGCUCAGGACAAAGAGAAGGAGUCUGCGCCCUCUCCUUCCAUCACGCUGCAGCGGACGCCCAAAUCAGAGCACCAGGGCCGCAAGCGCACGCUCAGCCAGUCCUCCGCCUCUGUUCCCAGCAGCAAAGACAACAGCAAGAGCAGCUCCAAACACCACAAGCCCUUACGCAGGGAUGCCAAGGAGAAAAGCUCUAAAACGGAGAAUCCCAUUGCAGUGCCGCCUCUCUCCGAUGGCUCUAAAUCUAGAUCCAAACUCCUGUUUGAGGACCGGGUUCAUUCGGCUGAUCAUUACCUUCAAGAAGCGAAGAAACUGAAACACAACGCAGAUGCUCUGUUCAACAUUGAGAGCGACACAACAGGUGCUCUCCUCACACGAAGCACAUGGAUGGACCGGUUUGAGAAGGCCGUGUAUUACCUGGACGCUGUGGUGUCUUUCAUCGAGUGUGGAAACGCCCUGGAGAAGAGCGCCCAGGAGGCCAAAUCCCCCUUCCCCAUGUACGCAGAGACCGUGGAGCUCAUCAAGUACACUAUGAAGCUGAAGAGCUACAUGGCUCCGGAUGCAACCUCUGCAGACAAACGGCUAGCGGUGCUGUGUCUCCGGUGCCAAGCGCUCCUGUAUUUGAGGCUCUUCAAGCUACGCAAAGAAAGUGCUCUGAAAUACUCUAAAACACUCACUGAACACUUGAAGAAUUCGUUGAGUAAUACCCAAGCUCCGUCUCCUGGAGUAGCAAAUAAGUCUGUGGGAAUGCCGUCUCCGGUCUCUCCGAAACUGUCUCCUGGCAGUGGAGCCAGCUUCUCCUCCAGCAGCUCCAGCCAGAGCGCCAGCUCCUCCGUCACCAUCCCACAGCGCAUCCACCAGAUGGCAGCCAGCUACGUCCAGGUCACCUCCAACUUCCUCUACGCCAUCGAGGUGUGGGAGCAGGCCGAACAGCUCGCCAAAGAGCAGAGAGAGUUCUUCUCUGAGCUGGACAAGGUUAUGGGUCCGCUCAUCUUCAACACCAGCAGCAUGACUGAGCUGGUGCGGUUCACACGGCAGGGCUUGCACUGGCUACGACUGGACGCCAAGCUCAUUCAGUAGAGCCAUCUAUCCGUAGUCCCUCUAUGCCUCGAUCUGCCUCAGACGUCCCUGUGACACUGUGUUCAUUUCUACACCAGCUUGCCAAAAAUGGAAGCACUCAAGCCCCGCCCCUCCACCACAGACCCUAUGAAUAUUCAUGAGAGGGGAGGCGGCCAAACCGGACAUCUGUCAGAGCAUUCACUGCAUCGUCCUGCUCACAUCACCGGCUUGUUUAGCAAAAAAAAAGCCUGGUUUCUUACUUUGCCUGUCUUUUUUGAUAAUUUUCUGCUAGCUGUAAGCAAACAAGAAUAAUAAUUGGAUGUUUAUAGCUUUUUAUUUCAACCAGAGUACCUCCUUUUAACCAAAGGUGCUUUUAAAAUUGAGGUUUUCUUUUUUUUUUUAUCAUUUUAUCGUGCCUUGUAUUUGAUAUACAGGAAACUAACUCUCUUGAAAUCCACAUCUAGAAAGGUUUGAAGCUGAAAGAACAUCAUGCACUCGGCAGAUAAUGAAAGCAGUGCCAGACUAAGAGACUGUCGGGCACCAUAUCAAGGCAUUAUUCCUAAUCUCUUAUUUAGUUUUUUGGCCUGUCUCAUCCACAGACGCCGGUCAUGUCUUCUUUGUAUACAUCACUACCACAAACUCCCAGGCCAAGAUUUUUAGUCGAAAUGUAGCGCUCACUCACAUAGGUGUCACUUUCUCACUAUUGAUUUUCUGGUAUUAAACGCAGGAGUAUUUUAUUACCGUGGCUCAGCCUAAUAAUAGAUUUUAUUUAGAUAAUGGCGAAUUGUUCCAAGUUGCGUUUUUUCACUCUUGGGCAUGGUAACAGGGUUGCAAUACGAGAUAAGAGACGUAUUUCUAUUGUAUAUGAAAAUAUCAUAUUUAAAUAUUUAAUGUGAGUCUUGAGGUUGCCUUUAUAGUGUCACAGUCACCUGUGUGUUGCAGUUCUUUGAAAAGUCCUUGCAGUCGAGUGGUGAUAUAUUUAUGUGUGCUGUUGAGAAUAGCAGUUUAUAUAUGUACAUAUUAGCACAGACCGGCCUGCAAUCCACACACGCAGUUCUUCAGAUCAAAACUCAGAAGCGUUUAGCACCGAGAAGAGGAAGGCGGGGAAGUGAAAAGUCAAUCCACCGGAUACGAAAUGCUGGAAACUUGGCGUCUCUUGCACUAGAAUCUUUCCUCUAAACUGUUUCUUCUGUCUAUGCAGAUGCUUUUCUUGCUCGUUAGUGGAGUAGCUAAUGAAGACUCCUGCCAAUUGAAAUUUUCAGCAACUUUUAGAGGUUAAACGUAUUUAAAGGCUGGCGACUAGAUGCAUCACUAAAUGCGCUCGCUACCUUUCAGAAUCCAUCAUUUUGAUUUAGAGAGUCAGUAAAUGCAGUGUGUUAUGGGGUGAGGUCUGUUAAUUGUGCUUUUAUGUAAAUGAAUCCAUGCACUAAUUUGAUUUCUGUACCAGAUUCAUCAUAUGAACAUGGGUUGUUAAAAUGAUUUUCCCUUCUCCUGACAUGAAGUUGUUGAGCUGUCUUUUUUUUUUUUUUUCUUGUUUUUACCAUUUUAAUCUUUUCUACUAGAAUUCAUGAUAGUGCUUUUAGAGGAUUCGACAUGACUGAUUGAUUUAAAUCCAUGUUUAAUUAUCUGUGUGAUCAUAACUGUACCCAAGCUGAGAGUUUCUAUCUUAUUUUUUUUUCUCGUCCUGUUGGAAAAUAACACUCGCAUGUUUCUAUUUAAAUACUAAGCUGUACAGAUGUACAUAGAAAUUCUCUUUUAGGAUAAUUUUUCUUUUUUACAACGAUUUAACAUUUGUAUUAAUUGUAAAUAGAAUGUGAAUAUAUUAAAUGCACAUUUUCUUUUCUCUCAACAGAACACUGUAUGUUAGUGAUGUCCGUACAGUUAUGUUCAGAUUUGCAGUGCUAUAUGAACAUGGCUUUCUGUCGUUCAGGUGAUGUUGGUCAGGUUGAAAUGGGCUAAAUGCAGUUGACCAGAAGAAAGAUCUGCCAUUAUUGACAUAGGACUGCUGUCUGAAGAGAGGAGCAUCAUUGUUCUAGAUGUCUGUGUGUAGGACUCAUUCUCAAAGCAAUCAUUGGCAAGCAGUAUAAAAUCAAUUUAGUUUUAAAAGUAUUGACCAGAUGAAAUCUACAUAUAUAUAUUCAUAUAUGGAUGCAAUAUGAUCUAUGAUUUUAAAGGUACUCUUAUGAGCCUCGAUUAUCCAAACUUGUAAUAACUUGUAAUUUAAACACUUUGUUUUUUGGUGAAGUGAGUAUUACUAAUGGAUUUUCUGAGUCUGUUGGGAAUCAUCUUUGUAUUUUGCUGUAUUGAGAAUAAAAUAUAUAUGAUUAAAGA